AUGGGUGGCUUUAGAUCUCUAAAAUCUCUCUCAAAACCACCCAAAUGCCUCAAUCUUUCGCGUCCCAAUACAUCUAUUUCAAAUGGGUCUCUCACAAAUCAUCAUCUCACCUUCUACAGAUCAAACCGCGGCGUUUCGGACAAAACCCACGAGUUUAUUCACGCCGCGCAACAACACCCGGAUGCCAAAACAGAGACUUUAAACCAUAAAAUCACAGAGGAAUCUGAAAGAAUCUGUAAAGUAGUAUCAAACAACACUUCUAAUAUAGACUCGUCUCUAAAUAACGCUUCAAUUGAGGUGUCUCCAACGCUUGUUCUUGAGGUUUUGAAGAGGCUGAGCAAUGCGGGUGUGCUGGCGUUGUCUUUCUUUAGGUGGGCUGAGAAGCAAAAAGGGUUUAAACAUGAUGCAGAAAGCUAUAAUGCGUUGAUCGAAUCUCUGGGAAAGAUUAAACAGUUUAAAAUAAUAUGGGAAUUAGUGAGCGAAAUGAAGAGUAAAGGGUUGUUAAAUAAAGAAACUUUUGCUUUAAUUUCGAGGAGAUAUGCGAGAGCUAGGAAGGUUCAAGAAGCCAUUGAUGCCUUUGAGAAGAUUGAGGAAUUUGGAUUGAAGUUGGAAUCAUCAGAUUUUUAUAGAUUGUUUGAUACUUUGAGUAAGUCAAAGAAUGUAGAGGCUGCACAAGAGGUGUUUGAUAAAAUGAAAAAGAGAAGAUUUGAACCUGAUAUUAAGUCGUAUACUAUUUUGUUAGAAGGGUGGGGAAGCGCUCAGAAUUUGUCGAGAUUAAACGAGGUUUAUACAGAAAUGAAGGGUGAGGGUUUUGAGCCGGAUGUCUUAACGUAUGGGAUUAUGGUUAAUGCACAUUGUAAGGUUAGGAAGUAUGAUGAUGCAGUUGAGUUGUUUCGUGAAAUGGAAGCGAAGAAUUGCAGGCCUAGUCCUCAUGUUUUUUGUACUCUGAUUAAUGGAUUGGGUACUGAUGGGAGGUUAAAUGAAGCCUUUGAGUUUUUUGAGCUGUCGAAGAAGAGUGGUUUCGCACCAGAGGCACCUACUUGUAAUGCUGUUGUGGGAGCUUAUUGUUCUGCGAAUCAGAUGCAUGACGCUUAUAGGAUGGUUGAUGAGAUGAGAAGACUUGGGGUUGGUCCGAAUUCUCGAACUUAUGAUAUAAUUCUUCAUCGCCUUUCAAAGGCUGGGAAAACAGAAGAAGCUUACUCUGUAUUUCAGAAAAUGAGCAGCUAGCCAGGCUGUGAACCAACCGUGAGCACGUUUGAGAUUGUAAUUAGGAUGUUUUGCAAUGAAGGCAACGUAGAUAUGGCAAUCAGGGUUUGGGAUCAGAUGAAGGCAAAGGGAGUGCUUCCUGGGAUGCAAUUGUUCUUGACAUUGAUUCAUAGCCUGUGUCUUGAGAAUAAGCUAGGUGAUGCUUGCAAGUAUAUUGAAGAGAUGUUGAACAUGGGUAUUCGGCCUCCAGCCAAGAUGUUUAGUAAUCUGAAACAAGCUCUUCUGAAUGGGGGAAUGGCGCAAACUGCUCUUAUGUUAGUUAUGAAGAUUGAUAAACUAAGGAAAACUCCAUUAGUAAGUAGAGGUCAAUAAAAGCACCAAGAGGUAUUUCUUAUACGACUUUAUGGCCUACUUCGCGGCCAUAGGAGAGCUGCUAGACAAUCUGCCAACCAUGGUUACGAGAAUCUGGGCACACAACGUUAUACUUCUUCUGAAUAGGGGAUUCUAUCAUAUGGUUUCAGUAGUGAUUUACAAAAAUCAUGAAAUUUUCUUUACUGAAAUUUUGGGGGCAUGCAAAUGAGUUACUGUAUCUUUAACUUUCAUAAG
Molecule: messenger RNA, 1812 nt
Organism: Pistacia vera
Lineage: Eukaryota; Viridiplantae; Streptophyta; Magnoliopsida; Sapindales; Anacardiaceae
Product: pentatricopeptide repeat-containing protein At1g71060, mitochondrial-like
Exons: 1
Molecular function (GO): protein binding
Source: RefSeq, a predicted model, not a curated record